AUGACCGAAGAAACUCGAUUCCACUGGAAACAGUCCAAUGCAGGCUACUGGCAUCGAGAUAUCGACGAGUGUGAACAGUUCUAUCAGCUUUACGCCAAAAAAGAACACGGUUGUUAUCCCGUCACGGCAUGCGCUUCAUUCCAAGUCAAAGAUGCGAGCGCGAAUUUAGAUGCCAAUGUCGAAAGUGCUUUACGAAAUGCUUGGAUUUUUUUACGGCAUAAACAUCCGACCUUGGGCUCUCACAUUGAAUGCAGCGAUCAACCCCACACAUGGAAACGUUUGUACAAGCCUUUUGACACUGAUGAGGAUGUCAAGUCCUGGCUCGACUCGACAUUUAAGAUCAUCAACACCAAUAAAAGUGCACUUUCAUGGUUCAACGACGAGGCACCCUCUUUCAACCUGCCAACGGUCUACAUGGCCAAGUCUGGACUAGACGCACAUCAAACAGUGGUCCUUCGAUGCCCUCACGAUAUCACUGAUGGAGUUGGUGUUCUUCAACUACUCGGCCAACUCUUCAAACACGCCUCUUCAUUUUAUAAACAGGCCAACGGGUUCAGAUACCCACUACCUGAUAUUGACCUCCGGAAACGACUUUCCCCUUCCUUACGAGUUGCUGCGUCCAUCCCCGACUUAUUGUCCGAAGAUCAAACGAAGCGAUUCCAAGAACUCCAAACUACCAAUGGCAGCGUUUACAAUCACCCAUGCUGGUUGAAUCUGCCGCCAAGCGCUUCCAACGAUAGUGCGUCUGUCAUGAAACGCAUAGCUAUUUCAUCUUCUCAGUCACUAUCAAGCGAGAUCUUGGCCGGUUGUAAGAACAUCGCUCCGGGGGUCAGCCUGACACAUGUCUUUACUGCUUCUUUAACCAUGGCCCUCCGUGAGCUUCAGCCUCGACAAGAGCAGGCUUAUACUACUCGCUACAUUGGCAGAUCCAUGAUCAACAUUCAUCCUUACUGUCUUCAACCGUUCAACAGUCCUGAUCAUGCCGCGGCUGCGUAUCAUGCUGUAUCAGCACAAGCUCUUGGUAUCGAUGUCAAGAUACCAAGCUCAGCUGAUGAUGGGACCAAAGUCGAUACUUUAUCAGAGCUAGCUAUCAAAGUCCGAGACUUCUACCAACAGAUCAAACCAAAUUUGUCGAAUGAUACAUACGAACAAGCUCUAUUCGCCCCUCAGGUAUUCCAGACUCUUUUUCCACCACCUGGUGUAGAUCCAUGGGCUGUUCAGAAGACACCUUUCUGUCCUGUUUCUCUGUCCUCCAUCGGCAAUCUCUCUACCAUAGUAGGUAGCUCUGACAGUAUCUUUGAACUCUCCAAAGUAUGGGCUGCUAGUCAGCCUAUCAAUGCUGGGGUGGUAGUAUUUCUCGGCUCAUGGGAUGGUCAGAUUGAGCUAUCCAGUGUUUUCAACACACAAUACCACAACGAGGAGUAUAUGGAAAGAUUCAUUACGAAGAUUCUCACUCACGUAUUCGAAGGUCUUGGGAUUGAUGGAGGUAAUCGUGUGAUGACAGUGGUUAAAUAG
This is a messenger RNA of Fusarium venenatum, 1515 nucleotides long. Its product is annotated as cytochrome P450. The record is from RefSeq and is a predicted model, not a curated record. Gene Ontology annotation, molecular function: iron ion binding; heme binding; oxidoreductase activity, acting on paired donors, with incorporation or reduction of molecular oxygen. NCBI's taxonomy places the organism in Eukaryota, Fungi, Ascomycota, Sordariomycetes, Hypocreales, Nectriaceae.